Molecule: messenger RNA, 19120 nt
Organism: Xiphophorus couchianus (Monterrey platyfish)
Lineage: Eukaryota; Metazoa; Chordata; Actinopteri; Cyprinodontiformes; Poeciliidae
Gene: ank2a
Product: ankyrin 2a, neuronal
Exons: 52
Coding region: 336-17405 (5689 amino acids)
Biological process (GO): signal transduction
Molecular function (GO): protein binding
Source: RefSeq, a predicted model, not a curated record
ACGAAUCCUGCAGAGUUUCGGGAAAGCGCAUCAGAAGGAAGCGCGUUCACGUGCGCACACACGUACAUGCGCAGGCUCCAGCUGCACACCGGGAGCAUCCCUGCGCAGAGAGAGCGCUCUCCUUGCUCUCACAGUCUAGAGCGAUCGCUUCGUUUGUUAUGGGUUUUUUUUCUUCACAUUUUGUCAUCACACAGAAUCUCACUGACGACGCAGAAUGAUGCGGGGCCCCGCCGAGCUCUGUGCAUGCUGAGGCCCGCACACAUCCACCUUGCACCGGCAUAAAGACCCUCACUGACCGCACCGAUAUUUUUUACUGGCAGUCAGACCAAGACGGAAUGUCAAGCAGCCCUGAAGGAAGUCGCUCCGGGGGCGGCGGCUGCGCCUCCGACGGAGACUCCAAACGGGCCUCCUCGAGCAACACGUCCCCGGAGGGUGGACCUCCACCGCCGCUGCACCAGAACCGCAUACGGCAGUCUGACAGUAACACCAGUUUUCUCCGGGCUGCCCGAGCCGGAAACACUGACAAAGUCCUUGAAUUCCUCAAAAAUGGAGUAGACAUCUGCACCUGUAACCAGAAUGGUCUCAAUGCAUUACACCUGGCAGCUAAGGAAGGACACAAAGAUUUAGUAGAAGAACUGCUGCAAAGAGGAGCCUCCGUUGACUCAUCUACCAAGAAAGGAAACACCGCCCUCCAUAUCGCCUCAUUGGCGGGGCAAAAAGAAGUAGUGAGGCUGCUGGUCAACAGAGGGGCAGAUAUCAAUGCUCAGUCACAGAAUGGCUUCACUCCUCUCUACAUGGCAGCCCAGGAAAAUCAUUUGGAGGUGGUGCGGUACUUGCUGGAAAAUGAAGGAAACCAAAGCAUUGCAACAGAAGAUGGCUUUACCCCACUUGCGAUCGCCCUCCAACAGGGUCACAACUCGGUGGUCUCGCUGCUUUUGGAGCAUGACACCAAGGGUAAGGUCCGCCUACCCGCCCUGCACAUAGCGGCCCGCAAAGAUGACACCAAGUCUGCUGCCCUCCUGCUUCAGAAUGACCACAACGCUGAUGUGCAAUCGAAGAUGAUGGUCAAUAGAACCACAGAGAAUGGGAAGAGUGGUUUCACUCCCCUGCACAUCGCUGCUCACUACGGUAAUGUGAACGUCGCCACUCUGCUGCUGAACAGAGGAGCUGCCGUUGACUUCACAGCACGGAAUGAGAUUACGCCUCUUCAUGUGGCCUCCAAGAGAGGAAACACCAACAUGGUGGCUUUGCUGUUGGAUCGAGGUUCUCAAAUAGAUGCUAAGACAAGGGAUGGUCUGACGCCUCUACACUGUGCUGCCAGGAGUGGACAUGACACGGCCCUGGAGCUUCUGCUGGAAAGAGAAGCACCCAUUUUAGCUAGAACCAAGAACGGAUUGUCCCCGCUGCACAUGUCAGCUCAGGGAGACCACAUAGAGUGUGUGAAACUGUUGCUGCAACACAAGGCGCCUGUUGACGACGUUACACUCGAUUACCUCACGGCGCUGCAUGUUGCUGCUCACUGUGGCCACUACAGAGUCACCAAGCUCCUCUUAGACAAGAAAGCCAACCCAAACGCCAGAGCGCUGAAUGGAUUUACUCCUCUCCAUAUUGCUUGCAAGAAAAAUCGAGUGAAAGUGAUGGAGCUCCUUAUUAAAUAUGGUGCUUCCAUCCAGGCCAUUACUGAGUCUGGAUUGACACCCAUUCAUGUAGCAGCUUUCAUGGGUCACCUCAACAUUGUUCUGCUCCUGCUGCAGAACGGAGCCUCUCCUGAUGUCCGCAACAUUCGUGGUGAGACAGCGCUCCACAUGGCAGCACGAGCAGGUCAGAUGGAAGUGGUUCGCUGCUUGUUGAGAAAUGGAGCCCUGGUGGAUGCUAUGGCCAGGGAGGACCAAACACCCCUCCACAUUGCCUCUCGUUUGGGUGAAACCGAUAUUGUCCAACUGCUCCUGCAGCACAUGGCCCACCCGGACGCUGCCACCACCAACGGCUACACCCCUCUUCACAUUUCAGCCAGAGAGGGUCAGGUAGAGACAGCGGCUGUGCUGCUGGAGGCAGGAGCCUCGCACUCGCUGGCCACCAAGAAAGGAUUCACUCCCUUACAUGUAGCAGCCAAAUAUGGAAGCCUUGAUGUAACUAACCUUCUCCUUCAACGGAAAGCACUUCCAGCUGAUGCUGGGAAGAACGGCCUGACUCCAUUACAUGUAGCAGCUCAUUAUGACAACCAGGAGGUGGCUCUGCUGCUGCUGGAUAAAGGGGCAUCACCGCAUGCCACUGCAAAGAACGGCUACACUCCACUUCACAUUGCAGCUAAAAAGAACCAGACCAACAUUGCUUUAGCAUUGCUGCAGUACGGAGCAGAGACCAACGUUUUGACCAAGCAGGGAGUCAGUCCCCUGCACCUGGCAGCCCAGGAAGGACAUGCUGAGAUGGUCAGCCUGCUGCUUCGUAAAGGAGCUCACGUCAAUACAGCAACCAAGAGUGGACUCACUCCUUUGCAUCUCACAGCCCAGGAGGACAGAGUGAAUGCAGCGGAGGUUCUGGCCAAACAUGAUGCGAACCUGGACCAGCAAACUAAACUUGGAUACACUCCUCUGAUAGUAGCAUGUCAUUAUGGAAAUGUCAAAAUGGUUAACUUCCUGCUACAGCAAGGUGCCAGUGUCAAUGCCAAAACCAAGAAUGGUUACACACCACUUCACCAGGCAGCACAGCAAGGGAACACACACAUAAUUAAUGUUUUGCUGCAACAUGGGGCCAAACCCAACACAACCACAGUAAAUGGGAACACUGCUCUGUCCAUUGCCAAACGCCUGGGUUACAUAUCUGUGGUUGACACGCUGAAAGUUGUUACAGAAGAGAUCCUCACCACCACAACUACGGUGACAGAGAAACAUAAACUCAACGUUCCAGAGACCAUGACAGAGAUUCUAGAUGUAUCAGAUGAGGAAGUUUUGAAGGUGGAAGAUGAAGCAUUUUCUGAGAUGACAGUGGCACUGGAAGGUGAGGACACAAUGACGGGGGAUGGUGGGGAGUACCUGAGAGCAGAGGACAUAUGGAAACUGCAGGACGACUCUCUGCCAGAACAUUAUCUGGACAGCUUCAGCUAUAUGAGCCACAACUUUGACAGAUCCCAGCACACUCCUAUUCACCAAAGCUUUCAUCAGAGGGAGGACGUUCUCUUCGAAGACAUACUGACGAGCCACCAGGUAUCAACAUUGUCUAGAGAGAACGACAAGGAAACUUUCCGACUGAGCUGGGGUGCUGAACAUCUCGAUAAUGUCAUGUUGUCUUCCAGUCUGCUGCACUCAGGCCGUUCCUCUCCAUGCCUAGACCAUGACAACAGCAGCUUCCUGGUUAGCUUCAUGGUAGAUGCCAGAGGCGGAGCUAUGCGUGGUUGUCGUCAUAAUGGCCUACGGAUCAUUGUGCCACCAAGGAAGUGUUCGGCACCCACCCGCGUAACAUGCAGACUGGUUAAGAGACAUCGCUUGGCUUCCAUGCCCCCCAUGGUGGAGGGAGAGGGGCUUGCUGGUCGCAUCAUUGAGGUCGGACCGACUGGAGCUCAGUUCCUGGGUAAGCUCCAUCUUCCCACUGCUCCUCCCCCUCUGAAUGAGGGUGAGAGCCUGGUCAGUCGCAUCCUGCAGCUGGGUCCUCCAGGAACAAAGUUCCUCGGGCCUGUGAUUGUGGAGAUUCCCCAUUUUGCUGCUCUUCGGGGCACUGAGAGGGAACUUGUGAUCUUGCGGAGUGAAACCGGAGACAACUGGAAAGAACACCACUGUGACUUCACUGAGGAAGAGCUGAACCAGAUCCUUAAUGGCAUGGAUGAAAAGCUUGAUUCACCUGAAGAGCUUGAAAAGAAGAGAAUUUGCCGAAUCAUCACCAGAGACUUCCCUCAGUAUUUUGUAGUGGUAUCGAGAAUAAAGCAGGACAGCCAUCUGAUUGGUCCAGAGGGUGGCGUGCUCAGUAGUACCCUUGUGCCCCAGGUUCAGGCUGUCUUCCCUGAAGGUGCCCUCACUAAGAAGAUCAGAGUCGGGCUACAGGCUCAGCCUAUUGAUGUGGAGCUGGUGAAAAAGAGUCUUGGCAACAAAGCCACUUUUAGCCCAAUUGUUACAUUAGAACCCAGACGGAGAAAAUUUCACAAACCGAUCACCAUGACGAUUCCAAUCCCCGAGAGCUCCAACACCGAUGGACCAAAUGCCAUGUUCAGUGGGGAGACCCCCACUUUACGUUUGCUCUGCAGUAUAACAGGUGGAACCACACCUGCCCAGUGGGAAGACAUCACUGGCUCCACACCACUCACCUUUGUUAACCAGUGUGUUUCCUUCACCACUAAUGUUUCAGCAAGGUUCUGGCUUAUAGACUGCAGACAGACCCAGGAGUCUGUUAAUUUUGGGACACAGCUGUACAGAGAAAUCAUCUGUGUUCCCUACAUGGCUAAGUUUGUCAUCUUUGCCAAAACGCUGGACCCCAUUGAGGCACGGUUGCGGUGCUUCUGCAUGACAGAUGACAAGAUGGACAAAACCUUGGAACAGCAAGAGAACUUCACCGAAGUAGCUCGCAGCCGAGAUGUUGAGGUGCUGGAAGGAAAACCCAUAUAUGCAGACUGCUUCGGAAACCUUGUACCCCUUACCAAGAGUGGACAGCGCCAUGUAUUCAGUUUCUUUGCUUUUAAAGAGAACAGACUGGCACUCUUUAUUAAAACUCGUGAUACUGCCCAGGAGCCCUGCGGACGAUUGUCUUUCACUAAAGAACCACGCACAUACAGAAGUCUUCAUCACAAUGCCAUCUGCAACCUUAACAUCACUCUUCCAACAUACUCAAAAGAGUCUGACUCAGAUCAAGAUGGGGAAGAUGAGAGUGAGAAGAGUGAGAAGAAAUAUGAUGAAUCUGAGUCUACUGAGACAUUCUCACUGAGAACUAAUCAACCACUUGAUCCUGCAACUCUUGCAAGUCCAGACAUUCUAUCAGACAUAUCAGAUGUCAGAAUAUCUGCAGUAUUUCCAAUAGAUGUCUAUGAGGAGAGAGCUAGAGCUGUAGUGUUUGUUGAAAAAGAGUCAUUUGCUGCAGUGGAAUACUUUAAAGAUAGAUCUGAAAUGACUGGAGAGAUUCAAAAAGAGAACCUUAUUUAUAGCAGUGAGUCAGUGAAAGAAAGAACAGCCAUGGUCUCAAAAGUCAACACAGAUAUGGGAGAAAAUUUUGAACCUGCUGUGAGACAUAGUUCACAAGAAGACCUUGUCCAAGGCACAUCUGGUCAAGGUACUAUAUUGCAAACAGCACUACAUAGCAAACAAUGUCCCCCAAAUAUCAAAAAACCUAUAAGGAAAAAGCUUAGAGAACGAGAGCUGUCCAGGUGUAGCAGCUCUGAGGGGGAGCUGGAAAGGGUGAGCUCUGAGGAAUCUUUGGAUGGUGAAGUUAUUCUUGAAGAAAGCUUUUCAGCUAGCUCAGUUAUUCAGCCCCCUGUUUCUCCUUUAAUUAUUGAGACACCUAUAGGGUCCAUAAAAGACAAGGUUAAAGCUUUACAAACCAAAGUUGAACAGGAGGACAUGCAAAAAACUAGUCAAGGUGUAGCAUGUGCAGAAAAAUCUUCCAUUGUUCCAAUGAAACAAGAUGAUGUCAUGCCAGAACUUCCACAAGUUCCCAAAUCCCCUAAAUCUCCUAGAUCUCAGACAGAAAGAUUAGAGGAGAUUAUGUCAGUGAAGGAGUUAAUGAAAGCCUUUCAGACUGGACAGGACCCAUCAAAAUGUACAUUUGGGCUUUUUGAGCAUAAGCCACCACUUUCGUCUCAUAGUGAAACAUUGAAAUACAAGCUCUCAGAUACCGAAGAGACACUUGGAACAGAGCAGAGUCCAACCUAUGAGAUUCCUGUCAUUUUCAGUCAACAUGAGGAUGUGAAUAAAAUGGACAAGAUGGACAUGAGAGAUGAACAAGUUAGCUCAAUCAGAAACACUACUGAGAAAACCCUGUUGAUAUCAGAAAGACCUUCCAAUGGUAAAACAGUAAAGUUUGCUGAUACAGUUCAAGAUGACUUUGGAAAUGAUAGCCCACUGGUAGAGUGCAGAAACAGAGAGCUGCAAGAUAAAGAGACACUGUCUGUGAAGGAUCGGAUGAAAAUAUUCCAAACAGAACAGGAUUUCCCACAAAAUACCACAGGACUUUCACAACACAUAGCCAUAGCUUUUUCUAGCACACAUUUUGUGUCUGAAUCUGAAUCCCAGGACCAUACUCAGGGCCUCACGGUUCUUAGUCCGCAAAGUGACAGCACAGAAGAUCAAACAUCAAAUUUUGUGGGAUGUAAAUCUGAGGAAGCAGCAGUUUCAGACGGUUCUCUUUUUGGAAAAACAGUUCCACGUCCUGAUUCUGUUAAACGUGAGACAGUACAUAUCUGUUCCCCAGGUGAGGAGCAAGGUAAGCCCACUGUGUCUGUGAAAGAACUAAUGAAAACAUUCCAGGACUCUUCAGUUGAACAUGGACACAUUCAAAAUAUUAAAACCAAUGAUGUUCCAGCUCCUCAAGCACAAAAGGAUAUUCCAACCAUUACUUCAGUUCGCCAAACAGUAAACAAAGAGAAUGAGUCUAAAAAUGAAUCUCAACAAAGUUCUGAUGUGACCUAUUUUAGAAAUACUGAUGAAAAAAUGGAGAGGAUUGAUUUCAAUGAUAAAAAUAUUAGCCUUAAGAAAGAAGCAUCAGAUUUGUCAGAGAAAAGCCCAGGGAAAAUGCAGUUAGAUGGAUCCUUCUUAAGCACUUUUAGGGGUUUAUCUGAGGAAACUCAAAUCAGCCCAGAUCGCAGAACUUCUGAGGACUUCAGUGCUGACAUAAAGGCUGAACUGGAAGAAAAUCCCGAAUAUCAGCUGUUUAGGCAGACUCAAACAGUUUCAGAUGUCAAUUAUCAAGUGUUGGUCCUUGAAGGGGACGAAUCACCUGAUGACUUUGACAGUCCUUGCUAUGUGGGAGACAUCAGUUCUGACCUCCCUGGGACACCCAAGGAUGAAAACUUGACUGAAUCUUCAGAGAAGAGUGUUGAUUCCUCUUGUUCUAGCUCAGGAGAAAUACAAACUUCUGACACCCACCAAAGAAGAAAUGAAAAGACUUUUAGUCUUUCAGUAAGUGAAACCAAAGAAGAAAAGAAUAGUUUUGGGGCAGCUGAGGCAGAUAUAUUGGCUGACUAUGAAAGCAAAAUACUUUAUAGACAAAUUGACAUAGAAGAAAAAGAAACCAUUAUCAGGGAGCCAGGACUUCAAGAUAUACAAACAGAGAAGAAAACAUCGUACCAGGCAUCAACAGCAGAAAAGGACAUGCAAGGGACGCUGUUGUUAAUGGGAAAAGAUUUUGAUCAGUGUCCACAGAUUAAGUCUUUUGAAAAACAUCAAAUUGAGCAGGAGUGUCAAGAAACAGAUGUACAUGAAGAAAUAGAUGAAGACACUUUAGCAUCACUAGCUAAUGAAAACAAAAAAAUAUUGAUGGGUGAAAGAACACAGAUUUGGACAAAUGAAAAUAUAAUUAUGGCAGCAGGUGACAAAAGAAAAAGUGAACUGGAAAAAGACCAAACAUCUGAAACAUUAAAAGAUUUCUCAACAAACUUUUCAGUCAGUGAUGGUAAAUUUUCCCCAUACAAGGACAAGAAAACAUGUCAAAUAAAAGAAGAUCAAGAUAGUGAAAGUAGUGCAUCUGAAAACAUAAUAGAGGAAAUUGGCCAUUCAACGUUGAUACAAGAAUACAAAAGAGAAGGAGCAAGGUUACAACAAUCUGAAACCAAAAAGAAUGUGUCAGGUAUGUCUUCACAUCUCAGUUCUGAUGUUCAUGAAUACAUUAAAGAGCCAGUGGGAAGAAAAAGCCAUCUGGAAGAUGUUCUCCAUGAGAACUUCAAAGAAGCAAAACUGUCUAGAGAUCAUUCAGAAGAACAAAUUGAGAAAAAUAAAAACUCCCAGACUGCUGUAAUUUCACCCAAAGAAGAAAGAAUAAUUUCAGUUUUGGAGACUCCAUGCCAACAAAUUCAUACUGAAAGACAGAUAUGCCCAGAACAUUCUGUAUCUGAGAAGGAUAUGACAGGCAUGUUAAUGUUAUCACAUCUCAGCAGUGACCUAGAAGAAUAUCUCAAAGAAAAGCCAGUGAUGAGACAAAGUCAUUCUGAGGAAGAUCUAAUAAAUGAUCAAUGCAAAGAAAAAAAGCUGGUAAGAGAUUUUUCAAGCGACAAGCUAGGCAGAGAGGAAAACUUGGAGACUCAUGUAGUUCAAGUCAAAGAACAAAUAGUGUUUGAACAAGUUUGUGAUAAGAGAAAAGGAAGCCCAAUAAAGCCAUCAAUAGAGAAAGAUAUGUCAGGCAUGUUGUCACAUCUGAGUAGUGACCUGGAUAAAUAUGUCAAAGAAACGCCAGUGACAAGACAAAUACAUCUUGUGGAAGAUCUGGUAAGGGAGAGCUGCAAAGAAAUAAAACUUGCAAGAGGUGAUUUAGAGGACAAGACUGAGGAGAACGUAAAUGCUCAAACUGACCAGGUUGUUGUCAAUGAAGAGACAAAAACAUCUGACCCAGAGGCCAAAAAUGAACAAGUUUAUAUGGAGAGAAGAGGAAUCCCAAUAAAGCCAGCAAUAGAGAAAGAAAUGUCAGGCAUGUUGUCACAUCUGAGUAGUGAUCUGGAUGAAUAUGUCAAAGAAAUUCCAGUGACAAAACAAAUACAUAUUGUGGAAGAUCUGGUAAGUGAGAGCUGCAAAGAAAUAAAACUUGCAAGAGGUGAUUUAGAGGACAAGACUGAGGAGAACGUAAAUGCUCAAACUGACCAGGUUGUAGUCAAUGAAGAGACAAAAACAUCUGACCUGGAGGCCAAAAUUGAACAAGUUUAUAUGGAGAGAAGAGGAAGCCCAAUAAAGCCAGCAAUAGAAAAAGAAAUGUCAGGCAUGUUGUCACAUCUGAGUAGUGACAUGAAUGAAUAUGUCAAAGAAAUGCCAGUGACAAGACAAAUACAUCUUGUGGAAGAUCUGGUAAGUGAGAGCUGCAAAGAAAUAAAACGUUCAAGAGAUAAUUUAGAGGACAAGACUGAGGAAAGCGUAAAUGUUCAGACUGACCAUGUUGUAGUCAAUGAAGAGACAAAAACAUCUGACCCAGAGGCCAAAAAUGAACAAGUUUAUGUGGAGAGAAGAGGAAGCCCAAUAAAGCCAGCAAUAGAAAAAGAAAUGUCAGGCAUGUUGUCACAUCUGAGUAGUGAUCUGGAUAAAUAUGUCAAAGAAAUGCCAGUGACAAGACAAAUACAUCUUGUGGAAGAUCUGGUAAGUGAGAGCUGCAAAGAAAUAAAACUUUCAAGAGAUAAUUUAGAGGACAAGACUGAGGAGAACGCAAAUGUUCAGACUGACCAUGUUGUAGUCAAUGAAGAGACGAAAACAUCUGACCUGGAGGCCAAAAUUGAACAGGUUUAUAUGGAGAGAAGAGGAAUCCCAAUAAAGCCAGCAAUAGAGAAAGAAAUGUCAGGCAUGUUGUCACAUCUGAGUAGUGACAUGAAUGAAUAUGUCAUCAAAAAACCAUUGACAAGUCAAAGUCAUCUUGAGGAAGAUCUGAUAAAUGAGACAUGCAAAGAAAUAAAACUUGCAAGGGAUGAUUCAGAAGACGAGAUUGAGAAAAUAGAGAACCUUGAGACUGAACCAGUUGUAAUCAAACAACAAACACAAAUGUCUGUAAUUGAGAAUGAAUUUGAACAAGUUUAUGUUGAAAGAAAAGGAAGUCCACAAAAUCCGACAAUCAUGAAAAAUAUGUCAGGCAUGUUGUCACAUCUCAGUAGUGACUUGAAUGAAUAUGUCAAACAAAUACCGGUGACUCAACAAAAUCUGCCCGAAGAAGAUCUGGUCAGUGAGAGCUGCAAAGAAAUAAAACUGAUUGAUUCAGAGGACAAGACUGAGAAAAUGAAAAAUGCUCAGAUUGACCCAGCCAUAGUCAAAGAACAAACAAAAACAUCUGUUUCUGAGGCCCAAAUUGAAAAGGUUUAUGUGGAAAAAGAAGAAAGUCCACAAAAGCCAAUAAUCAUGAAAGACAUGUCAAGCAUGUUGUCCCAUCUUAGUAGUGACAUAGAUGAAUAUGUCAAACAAAUACCAAUGACAAAACAAAGUCUACUUGAGGAAGAUCUGGUCAAUGAGAGUUGCACAGAAAUAAAACUUUCACGAGAUGAUUCAGAGGACAAGCCUGAGAAAAUGGAAAAUGCUCAGAUUGACCCAGACAUAGUUAAAGAACAAACAAAAUCAUCUGUUUCAGAGGCCCAAUUUGAACAAGUUUAUUUUGAGAGAAAAGGAAGAUCACAAAUGGCUGUUAUUGAGAGAGAUAUGUCAGGCAUGUUGUCACAACUCAGUAGUGACCUGGAUGAACAUUUCAAACAAAUACCAGUGACAAGACAAAGUUAUCCAGAGGAAGAUCUGGUAAAUGAGAGCUGCAAAGAAACAAAACUGGCAAAGGAUGAUUCAGAAGACAAGCCUGUGGAAGAGGAAAAUGUUAAGGUUGACCAAGCUGCAAUCAAAGAACAAACAAAACCAUCUGUUUCAGAGCCCCAAUUUGAACAACUUUAUGUCGAGAAGAAAGAAAGUCCAAAAAAGCCAAUAAUCAUGAAAGACAUGUCAAGCAUGUUGUCCCAUCUUAGUAGUGACAUAGAUGAAUAUGUCAAACAAAUACCAGUGACAAGACAAAGUCUACCUGAGGAAGAUCUGGUCAGUGAGAGUUGCACAGAAAUAAAACUUGCAAGGGAUGAUUCAGAGGACAAGACUGAGAAAAUGGAAAAUGCUCAGACUGACCCAGCCGUAGCCAAAGAACAAACAAAAACAUCUGUUUCGGAGGCCCAGUUUGAACAAGUUUAUAUGGAGAGAAAAGAAAGAUCACAAAAGCCAGUAAUUGAGAAAGAUAUGUCAGGCAUGUUGUCACAUCUCAGUUGUGACCUGGAUGAAUAUUUCAAACAAAUACCAGUGACAAGACAAAGUCAUCCAGAGGAAGAUCUGGUAAAUGAGAGCUGCAAAGAAACAAAACUGGCAAAACAUGACUCAGAAGACAAGACUUGGGAAGAGGAAAAUGUUAAGGUUGACACAGCUGUAAUCAAAGAACAAACAAAAACAUCUCUUUCAGAGGCCAAAUUUGAACAAGUUUAUAUGGAGAGAAAAGGAAGAUCACAAAAGCCAGUAAUUGAGAAAGAUAUGUCAGGCAUGCUGUCACAUCUCAGUUGUGACCUGGAUGAAUAUUUCAAACAAAUACCAGUGACAAGUCAAAGUCAUCCAGAGGAAGAUCUGGUAAAUGAGAGCUGCAAAGAAACAAAACUGGCAAAACAUGACUCAGAAGACAAGACUUGGGAAGAGGAACAUGUUAAGGUUGACACAGCUGUAAUCAAAGAACAAACAAAAACAUGUCUUUCAGAGGCCAAAUUUGAACAAGUUUAUAUGGAGAGAAAAGGAAGAUCACAAAAGCCAGUAAUUGAGAAAGAUAUGUCAGGCAUGCUGUCACAUCUCAGUUGUGACCUGGAUGAAUAUUUCAAUCAAAUACCAGUGACAAGUCAAAGUCAUCCAGAGGAAGAUCUGGUAAAUGAGAACUGCAAAGAAACAAAACUGGUAAACGAUGAUUCAGAAGACAAGCCUGUGGAAGAGGAAAAUGUUCAGGCUGACCCAGCUGUAGUGCAAGAACUAACACAAUCAUCUGUUUCAGAGGCCCAAUUUGAACAAGUUUAUAUGGAGAGAAAAGGAAGCCAAAAGAAGCCAGUAAUUGAGAAAGAUAUGUCAGGCAUGUUGUCCCAUCUCAGUUGUGACCUGGAUGAAUAUUUCAAACAUAAACCAGUGACAAGUCAAAGUCAUCUUGAGGAAGAUCUGGUAAGCGAAAUCUGUACAGAAGUUAAACUUGCGAGUGAUAAUUCAGAAGACAAGGUUGCGGCUGACAAAAACUUGCAGACUCAUGUAGUUGGUGUCAAGGAACACACACAAGCCUCAGUUUUGGAAACUCAUUUUGACCAGGUUGAUGUUGUGAGAAAAGGAACCUCAAAAAAGCCAAUGACUGAAAAAGAUAUGUCAACAAUGUUGUCACAUCUGAGAACUGACAUAGAUGAAUAUGUCUCAAAAAGUCCAAUGAUAACAAAAAGUAUUUCUGAUGAGGACCUGGUCAGUGAGAGGUGCAAAGAAAUUAAAAUGGCAAGAGAUAAUUUAGAAGAACAGAUUGGGGAAGGGGGAAACAUUCAGCUGGCUGCAUUUGGAGUCAAACAAAAACAACAAUCAUCAGAUUUAGAGAAUGAGUUUGAACAUGUUUACUUUGAGAGAAAAGAAAGCCCACAAAAGCAAGUGACUGAGAAAAAUAUGACAGGCAUCUUGUCCCUUCUCAGUAGUGACCUGGAUGAAAAUGACAAACAAAUGCCAUUGACAAGACAAAGUUAUUCUGAGGAAGAUCUGGUCAGUGAGAGCUGCAAAGAAGUAAAAUUGCCCAGGGAUAAUUUAGAAGAUAAUUUAAAUUUAGCUGCUUCAUCACAUCUCAAUAUACAAGGGUCUUUUCAGGUUUCAAGUACUCAUAGCACGCUAAAACGACCAUCUGAUUUAGACAGCCUUCAGACUCAGGGGUUUGAUGACUCAGAUCAGGAACCAUGCCAUCAGGAUUCAUUAGAGGCCAGUCCUCUUAUGGAAGACAGAUCAUCAAAGAAAUCUCCUGAUUCCAUUGAGCCAAGCCCCACUAAAGAAUCUCCAUGUCAAGACUCUCUUGAAGGAAGUCCUACUCAACCAAAGGAACAACAAUUUCAAAUGCCAGUACAGACAGCUGUGUAUGAAGAUUAUGCUUCCCAGCUCAAAGCAUGUUUUGCUUCUGAUAAAGCCAUUCAUACAGAUGAAUCUGGCAACACUACACAAGAAAACACAACUGCAAUCCCACAAGUGGAUAAUAAAGUGAUGGAUGAUCAUUCUCCUAAGUCUACACAUGAAGUAACUGGUAUGUGGUCAAACGAGAGUGUUCACACACUCAUUAGGCAAGACUCUCUUGGUAGUAAUGACAGUGAGAAUGACACCACCAAUAAACAAUACACUCCAGAAGAGGAGAUGUUUAAAAUAGCUGUAAAGAUCAAAACAUUUGAUGAAAUGGAACAUGAAUCAAAAAUGAAGAAAGACAAAUUGGUCGAUGCCCCUUCUCUGUCUGAUGAAAGUGCAGUGGAUCUCAAAUUUGACCCAGCUGCAAAGCUUUCCUUAACAGAUGUGCUACACCAAAGCUCUGAAAAACAAGUAGCAGAACGCUCUAAUCAGCCAGUUGAAGAUUCACUGUGUAUAAUUACAAGUCAGAAAGAGGAACCUGAGAGAAGUGUCUCUGUGCCCCAAGUAGCAGAAAUACAUAAAGACAUGACAGAAGGUGCGAGUUCUCAAGUAGCAAAAGAACAUUUUCCCUGCACUGUGAGAAAUGAACAUACCUUACCCAGUGGCUUUGCAAAUGAGUCAGUAUUGACACAUGAUUCGGAGUUUUACAAUAACCCCCAGGACUAUGGAACUAUUGAAGUAGAAGAUGUCACAUUAUGUUGCAGUUAUGAUAAUGUGACCUUAAAGGAACAUACUGAGGGUGAGCAACACGUGCCUCUUGAUGCUUUGGAGGACACAAAAACACCUGAAAAAAUAAUUGUGCAGACACCAGGUGGGGAGAAAAGCCCCAGUCCAUUUCAGUUUCAGGAAGGAAAGCUAUUUGAAAUGACUCGGGGUGGAGCUAUUGAUAUGACAAGAAGAACUUUUGAUGAGGAAGAGGAAUCAUAUUCAUUCUUUCAUGUCGGGGAACAUCCUGUUGAGGAGGCUGUUUUGGAAACAACUGUUUCAGACACAACCCUUCAAGGGACCCCAAAAUCACAGGUAACUCCAUAUAUCUGUGCUGUAAAUUCCAGUCCUGAAUCCAAAAGUACCACAAAACCCUCUCUUGAAAAGUCAAAACUUGAGAAAUCGCUUCAAAAUGUUGAUCUGUGCAGCCGUACGAACACCAAGCUUGGUUCUCCAAAUGCUUCUAAUACUUUUACAGAUAUUUCAACAGAGGCUGAAAGUCUCAAAAACCUUGGGCUGGGCUAUCUGGACAGCACAAUAGCUGACCUUCAGCUAGACAUAUCUGCUGAAUCUGAAAAGAAUUCUUUAGAUUCCUCAUCAUCUGAUGAUGAUGAGCUUGAUGAAGAUGAAGACCAAUGCUCAGUCAUAGAAAUGAGAUAUCAUCAACGCUCACCCCCACUCCCGGAUUUCAAAGAAACCCCCAACGAUAGAGAGGAAAUAUCAGUGGGGAGAGAACCACAGCUUUCAGAGCUUGUUCAAGUUCGAGAAGCAGGCGAAAUCCUAACUUUUAGUCGUAGAACUAGAUCUGAGGAUAACACAACUAACGCCUUUAGUAAAGAAGGUAGGAGUUAUUCUGAGAGUAGUCAACCCUCUAAUAUAUUAAGUAUUCUUUCUUCCAAACCUACUACCGUUAUCCAGGAGAAAGCUUUGGGUGAUUGGAUUUCUGCAAGUUCUCCUCCAAUAAAUGAAACAUCUGUGAGGUCUUCUUUAGAGACCGAUGAAAUGAGCAGCACUAGUCACAUGAGUUCAGAUUCUGUUAUAUUUACAUAUGACAUCCCAGCCUCCCAAAGUUCAGAUUCUGAUGGCAGUCAGUUGCCAGUUGUACAUCCAUCCUGCGGAACAGAGGAUGUGUUUGAGUCCAGGCCUGCCUGGGAUGACACAGUGGAAACUCAGAUGCAGAGAAUCGGUGAUGAUCAGACUCCAGAAUUUACAUCAGCUGACUGGCAGGACGACACUGACCGGAAAGAAGAAACAUUAGCAAUCAUUGCAGAUCUUCUUGGCUUCAGCUGGACUGAGCUGGCAAGGGAACUGGAAUUCAAUGAGGAUGAUGUUCAGCAAGUAAGAACAGAGAAUCCUAAUUCCCUGCAAGAGCAGAGCCAUGCCUUGUUGCAACGAUGGGUUGAACGGGAAGGCAAACACGCUACGGAGGGUAGCCUGAUCAAAAGGCUAACAAAGAUCAAUCGCAUGGACAUAGUCCAUCUUAUUGAAACCCAGAUGAACAAGUCAGUUCAAGAGCAAACAUCAAGGACAUAUGCAGAGAUAGAAAAGACUCUUGACCACAGUGAAGUCUCAGUAGCUCUAUCUUCAGUGCAAGAGGAUACAGACAGCCCAAGAAUUGUGAGGAGGGUAGAGUCAGACCGCAGACCACCCCCAGCUGUGUCUGAAGAAGACCUCUCAGUUGCCUCCUUAUUGGAUAUUCCUUCAUGGGCAGAACCUGCAGGACAAACUCACUCAGAAAGCAUGCACGGGGACUUAUUGGAGGAUCCCGAAAUCCCACAUGAACUGAACCCUAAUCUGUGGACCUCAGAGGAUGUGAUUACACAAGAAUCCACUAGUCACUCAGAUGAGCAAGUAUCAUCUUCAACUUUCAAGACAAAUAUUUCUCAAGCCCCAAAACACAACAAUGUUGAUAUGGGACAAAUUCAGGGCAUGCAAACAGAGACACUUUUGUUGACACAUGAUUCAAACACAGGAGUAAUAACAUCCCACAAUGAACCUGUGUUGGACAUAGUGAACACUGAAUAUGACAUUACAUCGACCAGCCAAAGUAGCUUUCCACAGGGAAAAUAUAAUGAGUCAGACUCUGAGACUCUAGAAUCACAAGAAAAUUGUGAUUCUGUACUUACCAUCAAGUCCUUAAACUCUAGCCCAACAUCACAGAAAAGUGGAUCUCCUCAGCUUGAUCAGAUGUUUUCUGAUUUGAAGGAAAUAAAACUCAAGUUAUCACCAGAAAAACUUGAUUCACAUGAAUCAGAGUCCUCUGAUAGCAGCCCCGAGGAGAAAGAAGCUUACAUAUAUACAGAACUUUCACCUGAAGAGGAAUACCCUACUGAAAAAAUAGAUAAAGUCAGUGUGUUUCCUGUUCCACAGCUUACAGAAGGUAUUGCAAAUGUAGGACAAUGUCUUGAUACAAAACAUGCGUCUGAGUCUGACUCUGACAUUCAUCAAGAAUCGAAUUCAUCACCAACUGAAGCUCUGUCAAUCCCUGAAGUUCAUCAAAGAUUUGGUGAGGAAAUUCAACAGCAAAGCUUUGGACACUUUCAGUCCUGCCAAAGUAUUCAGAGUCUUACUGAAACAUUUUCUUCAUCAAGAGACACACUUGAGAAAAAUCUGAAUGACUUCAACAGGAAAAACCUUAUGACAAACACCUAUUCAAAUUGCGAAGGACAGUUCCUACCUACACAAUCUUUAGAGUCAACGGGCACAACAGAAGAAACCUCUGCUGAGACUAACCAAGAUCAAUGUUUAAGGGAGGGAACCUCGACUAAAACCAUAUCUACCCAGCCUGUGUCUGAUUUUACUCCUGACAUAGCUACAUCUUCGAGACAUUUCAGCUUUGAUGAGCUGAUACCUUACCCCUCUUCCAGGAGUGUAGAAAAACUUUCUGAUGAGAAUGGGUAUGAAUAUUUUGCCCCUGAAUCUCCUAUAUUCAAACUCAAAAUUGAAACCUCCUCAUCAGGUUCUGAUGAGGAGUAUACCAACCCACUAGAAGCUGCAGAGAUCUCCUCUGCUUCAGGGACCUAUGCCAGGACCCCUCUCAGAAUUGCUGAUGGAGCACAGUGCAGAAAGGACAGUCCAAACCUGGAAUACUCUGACAUGGAGUCCUUUUUUGACUGCAAACAAGUAGUGUCGGAUUUGUCAGAGAAUGAACUUGAUGCACCUGAGACAACUAGUAGUGCAGGUCCAGCUCAGCAUCAACUCGACACAGGGACACAGGAAAAGGCAAAACAAAAAAUGCUCCCGUCUUCUGGAAGUGAAGAUUAUGAAGAUGCUCUUUUGGUUCAUGAGUCGUACAAUCAGGAACUUGAAGAGAGCAGAGAAUCACUACAUCACUCAGAGACAUCAGAUGAAGAAUUCACUCUAUGCAAAACUUCUCUACCUUCUGGAACUUACUAUACUGAUAAGUCUCCGCAAAGGGAGGUCUCUGCAGAAUUUGGAUCAAUAUCAGAAAGUUCAGAUGAGGAGUUUCUGACCACCAGAAUAAUACGAAGGAGAAUUUUCAUCAAGGUUGAUGAAGUAGCUCACCUCCCUACUCAGUCCGUGACUGAAGAAAAGUACCGAGAUGAAAAUGGGCAUUUAGCUGUCAAAAGGGUUACACGAAAAGUAAUCCGCAAGUGUGCUUCUGUGGAUGGUGAAGAGAUACCGUCAGAAGGAGCUUCUCAGGACUCUUUGACUGUAGCAGACGAAGAUGGUUAUUCCAGGAUGGGAAAGCGGACCGUACUAAAAGGUGUUGGAGACCACACAGAGGUCACAUUUUUAAAAAGUGAAGGCUUCCUGUCAUCCAGACAAGAAAAAGUUGAUUCAGGAAAGAAAACUGUAGUUGAGGGAAAAAGGAGAGCAACUUCCCAGGGAGGUCCGUCUUUGGCCUCAAAGCUCCCAUCAGCCCAGAAAUAUUCCAAACAGGGCCCACAUGUGUAAAGGUUCAACCCACAAACAGUGGUGGAAGGAUCCGGGCAGCACGAAGACAUCUUCAUUUCACAAUUGGAGGACCCAGGAAAAGAUCAGUUGCCUGUGAUCAAUAGUAGCAACUCCACCAGGUUUUUCACUGCUGCCAUGAAAAUGAGGACAACAAUAAAGACAAAACAGAGGUGGAAGAGCAACUGAAUGACCAUCUCUCUCCCCAGAUCCCCAGCUCUGUCCACGCUAAAGUCCCUGCUAAUCCUAUGCAUUAGCCACAUGCAAUCCCAGUGUGCACCUCAGAGACACCACAGUCUUCCCAUUUCAGUUCUGGAAGAUUAAUUUUUGUUUUCCAAUUUUUAAAAAAAAUUUUUUUGACGUUAUCAAACCAUGAUUUUUAAAAUUAUUUUCUGAAGUUGCUUUGCCUUUUUAUGACCAAAGAAAGCCUUCUGUUGUUUCCUUAUUGAAUUAUUCUUAAUGUCCAGGUUGUUGUAGUUUUGCUUUGAAUACGUGGAAGAGCAACAAGAAAACAGAUGAUAAAAACAGGGGAACACAGUCCAAGGUAAAGAACAAGUUACCUUAAAAUAAAUUCAGCUACUGAUGUCUUCAUUGAGGGUUCAGAAUUAAACAAAAAAUAUAUAAUUUACAUCACUCUGGCUGUAACAUGCUUCUUUCACCAACAGUUUGAGUCCUUUUCAUUUUUUUUCCCUUGACUCAGGUGGUCAGGAUGUCACAAACAGAAAAACGGACUGUGCUGACACAAAAUGUAACUGCUGCUGUCGUGUUUCGUGUAGACUAUGUGUACUCUUGUCUUUAGUAGCCAGAAACAUAUAUUAUCUAUUAUAUGAAAAUAGCUGACAUCUGUAGCUUAGGAAUUAAUAAUCACUCACGUGAAGUAAAACUGGCAUGGCUAAUCAACACGUGUCAGUGAGAUCCCGGCUUUGACUGCUUUGCCGCUCUGUGGACUGUCUUUCAGACUUCUUUUUCUUUCCUCAGUGUCUUUUUAUGUGUAAUUACAUUUGUUCCUUGGCUUUCUGAUAUUGACUCAUGAGCUAUGGAUGAUGAAUGUGUGCUGAUCAAGCUGCAGCAGUGGUGACUGGUUUCACUAGAGUUUUGCAAGCAUCACCACUUCAAAAGCUAUUUAAAUUUCAGGUAUCCAUCAGGAAAAGAAAAACAUUUACACGUCUGUGGAGCAUAACCAGGUAUUUGCUGAACCAUUUAAUGUAAAAGCUUUAUUAGCUCUCUUUUUUUCAUUGAGAAAAUAUUUAAUUGAGUGGAUGAGUGUGUGCUUGUUUAUUUUACAUAAAUCGCUUUUGCACUCCUGAAUGUCAGGUGGGAACCCCUCCACGCUUUUUGUGCACCGGCCAUAAGGGAACAGUAAAUGAGCAGUUUCAUUGCGGGGUGUGGAGGAUGAUGAAAUGACACAAGAUGGCUGUACGAUGUCACUGUGCUUACCUGGGACAUGUAUAUCACUCUCACUGUUUAAGUUGUGAUUUCAAGAAAACAUGCAAAAUAGUGGAAGUUCACUGUGACAGGUUUGCUUUUAGUUUACUGAAACAGCAUUGUUUUUUUUUUUUUUGAUGACAGUUAUGUGCAUAUACAGCUCAUAAUUAAUAAUUAUCUACAAGGGCAUGAAUUAUUGUAUUAAAUUUCAAACAGACUAAAAGUAAAUGGCUGCAGUGUAUCUAUGACUGGUAGAAAAUAAAAACCUACAAACAUACGGUGUUGGAACUCGA